UUUGGUUGCUAUUACUUUCUUGGUAGCCUCUUUCAAUUGUAAGGUUUUUUCCCUCUUUAUGCUCAUCGUGUAAAAAUGAAAGGUUUAGAUAAUAAGAAAUAUAAUGAUGAGGUGUCCUUGUUGAUCUAUCCAUUUAUCUUUCUCAGUCUCUACGCGUCUUUUAAAAAAACAAAAAGACCUAUAGUAUUUGUUCGUCAGCUGUCUGCUCGAAUGGAGUAUGUAUUCUCCGCCAACAUUGCCCCGAUCUUGUAUUAGAUAUUAACAUCUUAUUGCCCUUCCA
Molecule: messenger RNA, 280 nt
Organism: Rhizopus microsporus ATCC 52813
Lineage: Eukaryota; Fungi; Mucoromycota; Mucoromycetes; Mucorales; Rhizopodaceae
Exons: 1
Coding region: 76-255 (59 amino acids)
Source: RefSeq, a predicted model, not a curated record